CGUUGGGCAGCAUUUGUACGCGAGGUGGACCCGGACAUAAUAACCGGCUACAACAUGCAAAAUUUUGACCUUCCCUACUUGAUGGGCCGAUGUGAACACUUAAAGGUGGACUCUUUUCCCUUCCUCGGUCGUGUCACAGGCUCGAAGUCGGUCGUAAGAGAGUCAAUGAUGCAGUCAAAGCAGAUGGGCCGGCGAGAGAACAAGUUUGUUUCCAUUGAUGGUCGCAUCCAGUUUGAUUUACUUCAGGUUCUCCUAAGGGACUUCAAGCUGCGUAGUUAUACACUGAAUGCUGUCAGCUACCACUUUUUACAAGAACAAAAGGAAGACGUCCAGCAUAACGUGAUCACCGAUUUACAAAAUGGGAACGAACAGACCCGACGUCGGCUAGCAAUCUACUGUCUAAAGGAUGCUUAUCUACCGUUACGAUUACUGGACAAACUCAUGUCCAUCGUGAACAAUGUGGAGAUGGCUCGUGUGACGGGCGUUCCGAUUACCUACCUUAUUAAGCGAGGACAGCAAGUGAAGGUCAUAUCUCAAUUGCUUAGAAAGGCGAAGGAACAAGGUCUUUUACUGCCCACUCAGCGUCCUGCACAGGGAGACGAGUUUACCGGAGCGACUGUCAUAGAGCCGCGUCGAGGCUUUUACAAUGAACCCAUCGCUACGCUGGACUUUUCUAGCCUAUAUCCGAGCAUCAUGAUGGCACACAACCUCUGCUACACUACGCUUCUAGCUCCAGCUGAUUGUAGCGCUCACGGAGGCGUCCAGAAUUUGGUGGAUGCCUACGGCCUCUCACCGGAUGACUACAUUCGGACGCCUACUGGUGCCUACUUUGUCAAGGAGUCGGUUCGAAAGGGUCUCCUUCCUCAGGUCCUUGAGCAGCUCCUUGCGGCUAGGAAAAAGUGA
Messenger RNA from Dibothriocephalus latus, 903 nucleotides. Lineage: Eukaryota; Metazoa; Platyhelminthes; Cestoda; Diphyllobothriidea; Diphyllobothriidae. The record is from the annotation of a GenBank genome assembly.